Peronospora farinosa is the source of this 540-nucleotide messenger RNA. The record is from the annotation of a GenBank genome assembly. NCBI's taxonomy places the organism in Eukaryota, Oomycota, Peronosporomycetes, Peronosporales, Peronosporaceae.
AUGACCACUCCAUCAGUUCUGCGUCAACUUUUCUCGUUUAAUGACGAAACAGUUAUAUGCUCGUCCGUUAGUAUUGAAGGUUACGGCACCUACUGCGUCAAACAAGAAGGACCUGUAUGCGGUGCAACGCAAGGCAAUUGUCCUAUAAAAGGAGUCAGUGCAACCAAGGACUGCACUACGACAUCACAGACGUAUUUGACUGGCUGCACUGCACCGGUGAACGCGCAGUGUGUGUUUAGAGGUACCAAUAAUUGGGUCUGCGUUUUUAAAGAAGACCCCAAUGCUGACGGUGCUAAGUCUGAGGAAGUGGCUCAAGUCGAGUCGCUAUCUACGUCACCUGACCAAUCGCUGCAAGCAUCUACCCAGUCUCCCGGUGGUUCCAUGCUAUCGGGGGUCGGCAUCUCGCUUAACGUGGCCGUUGUUGUUGCCUGUUGUGUCCUCGCUUUCGUAGGACUGGUGCUUGUUAAAAAGAGACGCAAUCGUCAGCGAUUAGACAGCUACACGCUGUCGGAAAGGGAUAUAUCAAUUGUAACGCUGUAA